UGGAGACAGACAGGAACGACUUUCCGCAGCUAAACGGGAAAUGGCAGCGCUGCUCCGCCGGGAAACUCAUAAAAAAGGUUGAGAAUUGCAGCGAACAAGCAAUUUUUAUCAAGAAAGAGAGCGGGAGGAAGCGAUGAGUGUGUUUGGAGGAGACAGUUGGGGUCGGGAGGCUCAGUACAGGAAGCGAAGAGUGGAUGAUCUGAUAAUCGAAGGAAUUGAUGGGUGUGGUUAUAAGAAGCUCCCCAACGGCAAGUUGGUUUGCCUGCUCUGCCCCCACCAUCCCGUCCUUGACACCCCUUUAAUGCUUUCCCAGAUGCAUGUGAAGGGGUCACGCCAUCGAGCUGCAGAGUCCGAACAGAAGGAAAGAGAAUUAUCGAGACAAUAUCAGAUAAAUAAGAGGAUUGCAUUGGCAGAUUCCUCUAGUACUGCUGUUUCCAGCACUAGUUCUGAAGUAAGAUGUGGAUCCACAAAGACGCCUUUAAUUGAGCAGGUCCACAAAGCUGCUUCUGAGAUACUUGCUGGAGAAUCUCCUCAGUGCAGCACAAUGGAUAAAAGUCCAGAUGUCCGAUCAGAUAUCUGCUACUAUAAAAAAGAAAAUCAAUCUAUUGCAAAGAGCAAUGCCACCGAAGUCGUAGCAGCUCCUGAAGUGGCCUUCCAGCAGCAAUUGGAUUAUAAAAAUCGUCGUGAGAGGGAGCUUAAGCUGAUUUCAGCUGGGUGGAAGCGUGAUGCCCAUGGCCGGUGGUUCAAGGAUGAAAAUGAAUCUCUCUCUCUCUCUCUCUCUCUCUAUUAUUGAUUUUGUGAAGGAUCAAUCAGCUAUACUUCUGCACUAGUCAUCACCUUGACUGCAACAGGUGUUUGCUUGCAGGUUGAGUUUGAUUCUGAUGAGGAAGAUCCAAAUGUUUAUCUUGGACAGUGAGUGGGGGAAAAUCAUGAUUGAGCUUAUGAUUUCUGAUCCCCCUGUAGCACUGAUAAUGGCAUGAAAAUUCACUAACUGCCUUCUGCGCACGAAAAAAUUGCUGAGUGCUGCACAAUUGUGUUGCUCUGCAUGGCUUGUGUGGGAGAGGGGGACUAGGAGGCUCGGUUGAAGCUGGUUCAGCAAAAGUAUAAAAUUCAGCUAAACUGAAGAGUCCAGUUUUUAUGAUGUUCUGUAGCAAAAGCCUGGUUGGUGUAGUUCGGAAUUUAGAUGAACUUGAGACAUUAACUGAAGUUGGGAUCUUUUAUCUGACGAAGUAAAGGCAUCUUUUUGAGCUCUGCUGUCUAGAAAUUGCUUGAUGGAAACUAUAUACUGCGUAGCAUGCGUUUUGGCAAAAUUAUUACUAAUUCCGCUGUAAGGGGCAUCCUUCAUCCUUGCCUGACUGCUUUGGAGCUGGUUGGAUUGCGUCUUCUUGAAGUUGGAUGAAUUUCUUUACGAGGUGAAGCCCUUCUGUUGUCAUCAUAAGCCCAGAAGAGGGCUAUGGAUGAGCGUCCCUGUCCCUCCCCCUUUCUUGUAGCAAAGGACCAAGCAGAAUACUUUUUUUUAUACGUGGACUUGGUUUACAAGAAUCCAUCAUAGGCCCAAAACCAGGUGUGCAUCCCCAGUGGGCUUCGUGGAUAUUUGUAUCUUCAUUGGGCUCAAAUAAAUCACACAUUUUGACAUAACGGUGCUGUGCAUUAGGAGAGAUAAAGGGGAGGAGAUUAAUACAAGAGUUGGCCCAAGGCUUUUUUAA
This is a messenger RNA of Coffea arabica (coffee), 1706 nucleotides long. RefSeq lists its product as uncharacterized. Gene Ontology annotation, cellular component: nucleus. The record is from RefSeq and is a predicted model, not a curated record. Gene Ontology annotation, biological process: RNA splicing. Lineage: Eukaryota; Viridiplantae; Streptophyta; Magnoliopsida; Gentianales; Rubiaceae.